CCGCCCUCCGGCCGCCAGCGAGGACCAUGUACCAGAGCCUGGCCAUGGCUGCCAACCACGGGCCCCCGCCCGGGGCCUACGAGGCGGGCGGCCCGGGCGCCUUCAUGCCCGGCGCGGGCGCCGCGUCCUCGCCGGUCUACGUGCCCACGCCGCGCGUGCCCUCCGCGGUGCUCGGCCUGUCCUACCUCCAGGGCGGGGGCGCGGGCGCCGCAGCGGGGGCCGGCUCGGGCAGCGGCUCGGGGGCCGCAGCAGGCCCGGCGCCCGGCGCCCAGCAGGGCAGCCCGGGCUGGGGCCAGGCGGGCGCCGAGGGGGCCGCCUACACGCCACCGCCCGUGUCCCCGCGCUUCUCCUUCCCGGGCACCUCGGGCUCCCUGGCGGCCGCCGCAGCCGCAGCCGCCGCGCGCGAAGCCGCAGCCUACAGCAGUGGCGGCGGGGCGGCGGGCUCGGGGCUGGGCGCCCGCGAGCAAUACGGGCGCGCGGGCUUCGCCGGCUCCUACUCCGGCCCCUACCCCGCCUACAUGGCCGACGUGGGCGCGUCCUGGGCCGCGGCCGCCGCCGCCUCCGCCGGCCCCUUCGACGGCCCGGUGCUGCACAGCCUGCCUGGCCGGGCCAACCCCGCCGCGCGACACCCCAACCUAGCAGACAUGUUUGACGACUUCUCGGAAGGCAGGGAGUGUGUCAACUGCGGCGCCAUGUCCACCCCGCUGUGGAGGCGGGACGGGACGGGGCACUACCUGUGCAACGCCUGCGGCCUCUACCACAAGAUGAACGGCAUCAACCGGCCCCUCAUCAAGCCGCAGCGCCGGCUGUCCGCCUCCCGCCGAGUGGGCCUGUCCUGUGCCAACUGCCAGACCACCACGACCACGCUGUGGCGCCGCAACGCCGAGGGCGAGCCGGUGUGCAACGCCUGCGGCCUCUACAUGAAGCUGCACGGGGUUCCCAGGCCUCUUGCUAUGCGGAAAGAGGGGAUUCAGACACGGAAACGGAAGCCCAAGAACCUGAAUAAAGCGAAGACACCAGCAGGUCCUUCGGGCAGCGAGAGUCUUCCUCCCACCAGCAGCGCUUCCAGCAGCUCCAGCAAUGCCGCCAGCAGCAGCAGUGAGGAGAUGCGCCCCAUCAAGACAGAGCCCGGGCUGCCCUCUCACUAUGGCCACAGCAGCUCCAUGUCCCAGACAUUCGCGGUCAGCGCCGUGUCUGGCCAUGGGCCCUCCAUCCACCCGGUCCUCUCGGCCCUGAAGCUGUCCCCGCAAGGCUACACAUCUCCCGUCAGCCAGUCACCGCAGGCCAGCUCCAAGCAGGACUCUUGGAACAGCCUGGUCUUGGCUGACAGUCACGGGGACAUAAUCACUGCGUAAUCCUCCCCUCCUGAAGUUCCUGCACGGACCUGGGACCUGGGGGUCCCCCGGGGUCACCCUGCUACCUGGGAAUGACUCCAGAACAGCUGGGAAGAACUUGAAGUCAGUGACAGCUGGGGGAGGUGGACGCUGGACCUCCUCCCAGGCCUUCCCAGGAGGGAACAGGACAGAGACCUCGCCCUGACCCAGCAGAGGAGGAGCCCACCUCUUUCUCACUUCCGCCCUGAGCAGGACAGGACAUCCUCCGGCCCUGCCUCCCUCCGCUGGGCCCGGGAGUGGUUUCUCCACUGUGUCCGCAGCACUGGGCUCUGCCUGCUGUGCACGGGAUGUGACUGCCCUGCCCUUCCCAACACUCCCUGGGGGCACGCACAUCCCUGCACCCUUCAGCACCAGGCCCAACUCCACAACACUGGGUGCCACGCUGAUGAUACUGAGCACUUCCUGGGCUGUCAGCCACCGCGUGGGCUGGCACCAUCCAGGUGCUACUUGGCAGGGCCUUCCCCUCCCUCCUGCUCUUCACCCCAGGGCCUCUGACAUGAAAAUCCCCGCACAAACAAGAGCUCAGCAGUGUACCCCAGCAGCACCUCAGGUCUGUCCCCACCUCCUCUGUCCACCCGUCACACGUGGAGGGUUCUGGGGAAAAGCAAAGCGUUCUCCUGCUAAAGCAACUUCAGCGACUGCUCAUCUGUGCCUUGAUGUCCCUCUGGAGGGGCACCCACGGGGCACUGUCCUGCUCCGAGGACCCCUUCCUGCCUGCCUGCCUCCGAGCCUGCCAGGACCAUGGGCCUGGAUCCUUCUCCCAGAAGAAAUCUUCUGUCCUGGAGGCCAAGAGCUAGCGCAUUUGCAAGAUAAAUUCAAUGCAAGCAAAUAAAGCAAAACUCAUGGAAAGAAAGAGGCCGAGGGAACGUGUGGCUUGCACCCACCCUGGAAGUGGCCUUCACACCCCCUGUGCCAGGCUCAAGAAGACUUCCUCCUGGUCCCUGCCACCCACAGAGCUGUAGCUGACUGUGGCAUCACCGUGCCCUUCCCCAAAUGCCCGGCCCCACCCUGGAGCGUAACUCGCCGUAGCAGAGAAUACCUUUGAAGCAAGAUUCUGUUUUAAUCAUCAUUUACACUGUUUUCUCCCUAAAGGCCUCCCUCCCAUUCCUCCCUAACCCACAAACCUGUUAACAUUGUCUUAAGGUGAAAUGGCUGUAAAAUCAGUAUUUAACUAAUAAAUUUAUCUGUAUCCCUC
Molecule: messenger RNA, 2589 nt
Organism: Heterocephalus glaber (naked mole-rat)
Lineage: Eukaryota; Metazoa; Chordata; Mammalia; Rodentia; Bathyergidae
Gene: Gata4
Product: GATA binding protein 4
Biological process (GO): negative regulation of transcription by RNA polymerase II; cell fate commitment; positive regulation of transcription by RNA polymerase II
Cellular component (GO): nucleus
Molecular function (GO): RNA polymerase II cis-regulatory region sequence-specific DNA binding; DNA-binding transcription factor activity, RNA polymerase II-specific; zinc ion binding
Source: RefSeq, a predicted model, not a curated record